This is a messenger RNA of Somion occarium, 1289 nucleotides long. The record is from the annotation of a GenBank genome assembly. NCBI's taxonomy places the organism in Eukaryota, Fungi, Basidiomycota, Agaricomycetes, Polyporales, Cerrenaceae.
GCCAACUUCACCUUGCACUCGUACAGCGACAAGCUCGCCACCAUCUUUCCCUCCACCAACGUUGCCACUAGGGCUAGUCCAUAACUACAAAGGCCGAGUCUUUACUACCGUAUAUUGCUACCGACUUCGAAUCUGCCCCUAUAGAUUCACGCUCUUGUUCCGGAAUCGAUUUUUGCGGCGGGCCGACAAACUUCUCAUCUAUCUAUCCUUAGCAAACGCAGUACAUUGGAAAUGGCUAGUGCUAGCGCUGCAGGCCAACCAGGCGUGGCCCAACUGCCCCCUGACGGAACGCCUACGCUGCAUAAAGGUCGGAAAGCGCCUGUACUUCCAUGGCCAGACAUUGGUUACCUUGCAAAGUGGUCGGUUUCGUCGUACAAGUUUGGUUUUGGUCCCGAGUGUCUUCGAGAUGAUGAUCCGGAUACAUUCUGGCAUUCAGACGGGCCACAACCCCAUUUCAUUACCAUUGAAUUUCCACGCAAAGUAGCUGUUCAAAAACUAAGCAUAUUCCUCAGCUUCGCUCUUGACGAUUCCUACACCCCUUGCACACUCUCAGUCCGAGCAGGAACAGGCCCAAGUGAUCUGCAAGACGUUAGACUGUUUGCGCUGGAGAAGCCAGAUGGUUGGCUAACCUUCGACGUUUCGACUGAACCCAAUGAGGAUGGCGAAGGUUUCAAACCUGUACAUGCAUACGUGAUCCAGGUCGUUAUCCUGGCUAACCACAUGAACGGCAAAGAUACGCAUGUCCGAGGACUAAGAGUUCUUGGGCCUAUUGAGGAAGCACCAGCUGACGGUGAUGACCCCUUUCCAUUCGUCUCCGUCAAGUUCAAGAUGCAUCAAUGUAUCCGAUAGGCGUGGUUCGUGGACGCGUGCGCUUCACGUCUGGCCGUCUCUAUCCACACAUAUUCGUCGCUGCCAGCCGCCCAGGACUCGGCUACAGUGAGUCACCAUGUUACAUCUUCGCGCCCGCGUUGAAUCUUGCGCUUGGUAGGAAGAAGACGAAUGAAAAUCGCAGACGAGCAAUUGUCAAUGAAGUGCGCGUUGGUAGAGUCCGCCGUCGAGCUUCGGGCAUUCAAGACCGACCUUCCAGAUACUGCUAGCCGUUGGAGCCACGCAACUAGCCCCAUGGUACUGUGAGAUGUAGAUUUGAACGACUGAUGAAUGAAAUGAUGGCAGCGAAGACGUGUGGUGACCAACUGUCUUGAACGUUGGGCUGGCUCCGCCUUGGCCAGGUUUUAUGUGAUGUUUCCUAGCAAUCAGACGAUCGCGAUUAACCUAGAGGUUAGCCUUUC